AUGUCAAGCAAAGACGAAAUCAAAUUUGAACUUGUUAACUACAAGCCAUCCAAGGAGGAAGAGUUAGUGAUUCGGUCUGCUGUAUUCAAUUUCAUCACAUUGGCCACCAUUGGCGCCGCUUCACUUGGCAUGUCUGCACGUCUCUGGGCAAGAUCAAGGGCAACGGCUCAAAGACCAGCAACCGCUAUACCAACGAUCUUGGGCACAUUUGCAGGCUUGACAUGUGGCGGUGUACUUGGCAUGGACAAGGGAAUGCACAAACUUCGCGAAUCACUGCCCAAGGAUUCUCAUCUGUUGAAGAUUAUCCACGAAAAUGAUCAAUUAAAGCAACAAGCACAAGAGACAUUGUUUAGUGGGCCUAUUGCUCAGUCCACAGAGCAACAAGACACUUCAUUAUUCAACGAUGAUGCCAUGCAGCAGUUGCAAGACGACACGCAAUUGGAGAUCAUGUCAGAUCAAGUAGCAUUGGAUGAUACAAAUGCUUCGAUCAGACAACUGGAAUAA
Mucor velutinosus is the source of this 504-nucleotide messenger RNA. It is a transcript of the gene TOF1, whose product is annotated as Topoisomerase 1-associated factor 1. The coding region runs from base 1 to 504 and encodes 167 amino acids. The record is from RefSeq and is a predicted model, not a curated record. NCBI's taxonomy places the organism in Eukaryota, Fungi, Mucoromycota, Mucoromycetes, Mucorales, Mucoraceae. The transcript has 4 exons.